AUGCCGCCACUCGCCAUCGCCAUCGCCAUCGCCAUCGUCAUCGUCACCGCCAUCGCCAUCGUCGCUGCCAUCGGCCUGUGCUUUGGCCUUCCAUCCGUGCUUCCUGCUCACCGUCGUCGUUUGCCACCCGCUUUCUCCCCUCUGCGUCACUCCGCUGCCGAGCUCGCUGACGGCACCCCCCCCAAUUCAAUGUUCGGCCUCAAGAAGAAGAUCCGAGCUCCUCGAGCCGCCGAUGCGGCUCUCUCGCCAGGCAUGUCACCCAAACCGUCCGUUGGCGUUCUGCCCGGCAUGUCUCCCAAACUCGAGAUGGACCUCCCCGAGCUUGACAUCGACACCAACCUCGGCCUCGCCGACUCUUCUUACUCGAGCGAUCUUCCCGAAACAGUCAGCAGUCCCAUUGUCUCGCCAAAGCCCGUCCGAAGCCUGCGCUUCGACAAUGUCAUCCACCACAUCCCAACGCCUUCGCACGAGACCGACACUCGCAUACUCUCCGACAGCGACAGCGACGACCCGCAUGAUCAUACCUUCUCUGCCGAUGAUGAGGAGGAGCGCACUGCUGCCGGUCCAGGCACAAACAGCGAUCGUAUCGAUCCACGCAACGAACAGCGCAAGGGUAAAAGUGGCGCCGUUUCCUCGGACGACGGCGAUGACGAUGUGCCUCUGGGCAUGCUUGGAGACGGAGCCCGGGCCCCCUCCGAGUUCACCAGCAUCAAGGCCGAGGUCCGCCUCGAGAAAUAUAUGAAAAAGACCAAACGCACAUCGCGGCUCAUCAACCCAGACGACAAUUUACCCUUGGCCCUGACCCGGCUUCAGCUUCAGGAACAAAUGCCCGCCGUCAGCUUGCCACCAGAUUCAGCCUCACCCAAGCUGCAACCUAGCCAGCAACUGAAGCGAACUCCAACAGCCUCGGCCGCAAACCUCCCGAGUCCCAAGAUGCCCGAUUCCUCUCCACGACAGCCGCAUGCGGCUCCAUCGGCGAACCCUCAUUCCGGUCACAACCGAUCGCUGCAUGAUCCAGCAGUAGACACCGUCCCCCACCGCCGCGCCACCGAGUAUCCCAGCCCGUACGAUAACCAGGCCAACGGCAAGAAAAUCACCGCCCGCGUGUACAUCCAGGAUGCUUCCACCUUUACCAUGAUGGUCCUGACUCCACAGAUGAACUCGGUGCAAGUAACGAGCGAUCUUGUAGUGCGCUCUAACCUGGAUCCGCUGCUAGGGUGGACUCUGUUCGAGAUAUGCAACGACUUUGGUGUGGAACGACCGCUUCGAGAUUGGGAGAUUGUUUCGGAUGUCGUGUCAUCAUGGGACUCGUCCAACUCGGUGAACGCCAUUGUCUUGAAGGUGUAUGGCCUUCGAGAUACCCUGCUGCCUGAGUCCAUCAUUGGCCGCUAUCCCAAAGUGCAAGGCUGGGUCCAUCUGGAAAUCAAGCCUGGAAAAUGGCAGCGGCGCUUCCUAUCGCUUAAGGAUGGUGGCGUGAGCUACUUUAAGGACGGGGAGUCCGGCUCCCAAGUAUUCCUCUGCAGCUUGGGUGCCUUCGAUGUGUACACGCUCUGCAAGAAGCGCAACCGCGCACCAACAAACUUUUGCUUUGCCCUCAAGUCCACGUCAUCCAUAUCUUUCUUUGAAAACAAAGACGACUAUAUCAAGUUUGUCUGCGUCGACCGCGAAGAUCGGCUCUUCGACUGGGUCAUGUCGCUUCGGAUCGCGCAGAGUGAAAAGACAUUCAGCGACAACCCGGAGCUAUUCGACAAUCUGUCAGGCAUUCCCCCACAGGCAUAUGAGCGACGGCUGCGCAAGUUCCAGAAGGAAGACGUCCUGAAACCGAACCCAAUCCUCUCUGGGACCCAUUCUUCAGGCCAUGUCGCCAACGCAGGCCUCCCCGAUCAUCGAAUGUCCCGUCGCGAUCGCGCUGAAGAGACUUCGUCUCCUUACGGAAGAGGAGCCUUCGAUCAAGAGCCCUUCGCGAUGGAAGGAUAG
Molecule: messenger RNA, 1977 nt
Organism: Polychytrium aggregatum
Lineage: Eukaryota; Fungi; Chytridiomycota; Chytridiomycetes; Polychytriales
Exons: 9
Coding region: 1-1977 (658 amino acids)
Source: RefSeq, a predicted model, not a curated record